CCCGCCACGGCCCCGGGCCGGUCCCAUCGCUCCUGCUUUUCUUCCAGACGAUCGGGGCCGCCUUCGUGGCCAAGGUGAUGUCUGUGGGGGACCAGACGGUGACCCUGGGCAUCUGGGACACGGCCGGCUCGGAGCGCUACGAGGCCAUGAGCCGCAUCUACUACCGUGGGGCACGGGCCGCCGUCGUCUGCUACGAUCUCACCGACAGCAGCAGUUUCCAACGUGCCAAGUUCUGGGUGAAUGAGCUGCAGAACUGUGAGGAGGGCUGCCGGAUCUACCUGUGCGGCACCAAGAGUGACCUCCUGGAAGAGGACAGGAGGAAGAGGGGGGUCGACUUCCACGAUGUGCAGGAUUACGCUGACGAAAUCAAGGCAGAGCUCUUCGAGACCUCUAGCAAGACAGGCCAGAGUGUGGAUGAGCUGUUCCAGAAGGUGGCCGAAGACUACGUCCACUUCACUGCCUUCCAGGUGAUGACAGAGGAGAAGGGCGUUGACCUGGGCCAGAGGAGCGGUGCCUACUUCUACAGCUGCUGCCACCACUGAGACCUCCUGUCAAAAGGGAACUGCUGCUGCCAGCUGGGCAGCCAGCAUGUGCCAGACUCCUCUGGGUUUUUACCUGCUGUGUUUUAGCUGUACGGGCCCGUCCGCAACACAGCGGCACUGCAGACUGCUCUUGUCCUGGUGUGCGGGGCGGCGGAGGGCUGCCCUGCAGUGCCAGGAGCCUCCUGCGGUGCCGGGAGCCGCGGGCUGUCACCCCUGGGGACCCUCUCCCUGCCAGCCGGUGUCUGCGGGAGCCACUUCCCCCCCGUCACUGCUGUGGCCCAGCGGUGGCUAUUAACUUAUUCUCUCGGAGAUGCUGCCUGAUUCUUUGCAGAUUUAUUUAAGCGUCUUCUCUCGUGUACAAUGUAAAUAAAACGCAUUGUGGUCUGAGCUGUC
Athene cunicularia (burrowing owl) is the source of this 935-nucleotide messenger RNA. RefSeq names its product RAB24, member RAS oncogene family (gene RAB24). The transcript has 7 exons. Lineage: Eukaryota; Metazoa; Chordata; Aves; Strigiformes; Strigidae. Gene Ontology annotation, molecular function: GTP binding; GTPase activity. Bases 78 to 542 code for a protein of 154 amino acids. The record is from RefSeq and is a predicted model, not a curated record.